This is a messenger RNA of Mesocestoides corti, 1224 nucleotides long. The record is from the annotation of a GenBank genome assembly. Lineage: Eukaryota; Metazoa; Platyhelminthes; Cestoda; Cyclophyllidea; Mesocestoididae.
AUGCCUUCUGUUCGGCGGUAUCUUGCCAAACAGCUUAAACUUGUCUUAACGGUUCGGGGUCUUUCUGCGCUUCUCAUCCGAGGCUCCAACGCUAGUUCGCUCAUCUUGAAUAGCGCUUUAAACAGGUUGAUGUCCGCAUCGACUUCUGCGAAUGCAACAAAGCUAAUGAAAUUGCAAGGAUUAUGUAAAAACCUUGGCAUCGAUCUGAAUCAAAUUGAUUCUGGCAGCGCGGAAGUUAAAUCAGGUUUCUACGAUUUCCUUCUUGAAAUUGAAAAAUUGGCUAGAAGCAAGAACUCCAUCAUUUAUCCUACACCUAUUGGUCCGAAUAGCUGCGACCCCGCUUUUAUUGAAGUAUUCAAGUACUCUAGAUCUCCUCCCACGACAACUGCGUCCAUUCCACCUCCGCCAGAUCAGCCCAUUCCGGUGUAUAGAGUCUCGAAUUUUUCUGCUAAACAAUUUUCCUAUGGAUCAGCCGCGAGCAAGGCGCGGAAGCCAACACAUAGCACUGGUGGAGCUCUGAGUAAAGCCGAAGCAAGACGUGCGAGGAAGCUGCGAAAACAACAACAGCGUAAAGUCAAUGAAGGACUUUUGGAUCUGUCUACUCAGAAGCAGUUUGUGCCUCAUGAGGAUGGCGACUUGACUAAGCCGCCUCCCUUUGGCCCUCGGAAAGCACCUCGAUCGGCUUCCCAGCCGGCUGUUAACCAAAGUUCCACAUUGAACCAUAACCCCCCGGUGAAUACAGCACCUAAACGUCUCCGUCCGAUAGUUAUCGAUGGAGCCAACGUUGCUCAUGGUGAAUCAUCGAACUCUAAUUUCAACGUCCAUAACCUGCGUUGCGUUAUAACCUACUUCAAACAGCGAGGCCACGAGGAAAUCUCGAUCUUCUUGCCCAGCACUGCGCAACCCAAAUGCACAGCUUGCUUUUCGGCUAAGGAGAUAUCUCGCCACUUCACGUUUACGCCCUGCCGGCGGCUUGAAAACGGUUUCAAGCCGCAGAAGGCAGAUGACGAUAGUGUGAUUCUGGAGUUUGCCAGAAAGAAGGAUGCAGUGGUAAUUUCCAAUGAUCAGUACCGCGACUGGCUAAUACAGAGGCCUGAAUUUCGUGAUGUUAUUGAGAAUCGCGUUAUCCCGUACACCCUCAGAACUGGGAUCUUCGUUCUUUCGCAUUAUCCAUUUGGAAAAGACAAGCCCCCCUUAGAUGAGCUCCUAUCUUUUCCUGAUUAG